Messenger RNA from Candidula unifasciata, 1485 nucleotides. NCBI's taxonomy places the organism in Eukaryota, Metazoa, Mollusca, Gastropoda, Stylommatophora, Geomitridae. The record is from the annotation of a GenBank genome assembly.
AUGGCGUUUUACGAUGAGGAAGAAACAAGCACUCGACUGAAGGGAGCACUGGACCUCAAUGAACUGAGAAAUCCACAAGGCAAAGGAGUGGAGUUUGAAGUGGAUGAGAAUGAACUCAAUAAGCUGGGAGUCGAGGAGGAAACAAGCAUGAACAUCUUUGACAGGAACCAGUUGGUGUCCAAUAUCUGCUUCAUGUCGGACGAGGAGAACAGUGCAUCUGAUGAGGAGGAUGAGCAGUGUCUGACAGAACUGGAGCGUUUAAAGAAGAGGAUGCUUCAAAAUAAAAACUCUGACCUCACCCCGAAAAAAGACGGGGGAGUUUUAAAGCAGCUGAAAACGCCAGGAGUUGGCAGUGUCAUCCCUGAAGGGGCUCUUGUGAUGAUGCAUUUUAAUGCAUACACUGACAUUGGACAACCUCCAUAUGAUAGUACACGACUCAGAGGUCAAGCAAUGAAGUUUCGAUUGGGCAAAGGGGAAAUCAUUCCUGGAUUGGAGCUGGCUUUGCUGUCCAUGAAAAAGCAUGAGGUGUCCAGAUUUCUCAUCCAUCAUGAUUAUGCUUACGGGAAGAUGGGAUGCCCACCACGUAUCCCAAGAGAAGCUACACUGAUAUUUGAUGUAGAAAUACUCCACUUUGUGGAGCAGGAGGGUGUUGAUGACUACUAUUCUCUCACGCCAGAUGAACGCAAGGGAAAAUUCAAAUACGCUGACAUUGAAAAAGUUGUUAAAGCAGAAAAUGCAGAAGCGAUGGAGUACUUUGGCAACAAAAACUACUUGAAGUCACUGAGCAAGUAUAGAAGGGCUCAGAAUGUUUUAGAAGCCUACAACCUUAAAAAUGCAGAUGAAGAAAAAAUGUGGAAAAAACAGCUUCUGAAGGUCUAUGUGAACUGUGCCAUUUGCUGUCAUAAUCUUAGCCAUUUUGGGCGCACCAUUACUUAUUGUAAUCAAGCACUUGACUUAGACAGGAAGUGUGUCAAGGCUCAUUAUUUCAAAGGAAAGGCACUCCAUUCUCUGGGUAGUUUCAAGGAUGCCACCACAAGUCUGAAAACAGCCCGCAAUCUUGAUCCUAGCAACUCAUGCAUUUCAAAAGCACUGCAAAGCCUGGCAAGAUCAAUGAGAGAGCAUGAGUUGUUUGAAAAAAAUAUGUAUUCAAAAAUGUUUGGUGGUGGAAAUCAAGCUUCUGAAUCUGGACCUCUACCAUCUCAGGCAGACGCAGACAAGAAAGAUAACGAAAGUGAAGGUCUGGAAUAUGGAACCUGUUCUGAUGCAUUCAGGAAUUUAGUCAGGGAACAGUUUGAAAAAUUCCGGCAGGAUUCAAGUAUGACAGAGAUGCCUUUUCCAGAGAUUCAGAUGACACCGGCUGAAAUAGAGUGUAUUUUAUCCACAGCUGCUGACCUUGAUAUGAGUGUGAAAAAGAAAGGAACGGGAAGUGCUGUACGGUACGAGGUCUACAAAAAGAGUCCACAACCAGAGUGUAACCAGAAAUAA